Molecule: messenger RNA, 1374 nt
Organism: Penicilliopsis zonata CBS 506.65
Lineage: Eukaryota; Fungi; Ascomycota; Eurotiomycetes; Eurotiales; Aspergillaceae
Exons: 4
Coding region: 1-1374 (457 amino acids)
Biological process (GO): ergosterol biosynthetic process; acetyl-CoA metabolic process
Molecular function (GO): hydroxymethylglutaryl-CoA synthase activity
Source: RefSeq, a predicted model, not a curated record
AUGUCUCGUGCUCAGAAUAUCGGUAUCAAGGCCAUUGAGGUCUAUUUCCCCAGCCAGUGCGUCGAUCAGAAGGAACUCGAAAAGUUCGAUGGCGUCAGCGAGGGAAAGUACACAAUUGGUCUGGGGCAAACCAAGAUGAGCUUCUGUGAUGACCGUGAGGACAUCUACUCGAUGGCCCUGACGACGCUCUCCUCCCUCCUGCGCAAGUACAACAUCGACCCCAAGUCGAUCGGCCGCCUCGAGGUCGGCACGGAGACCCUGCUGGACAAGUCCAAGUCGGUCAAGUCGGUGCUGAUGCAGCUGUUCACCCCCCACGGCAACAGCAAUAUCGAGGGUGUGGACAACGUCAACGCCUGCUACGGUGGCACCAACGCCGUCUUCAACAGCAUCAACUGGCUCGAGUCGUCGGCCUGGGACGGCCGGGACGCCGUGGUGGUCACUGGCGACAUUGCCCUCUACGCCAAGGGUGCUGCUCGUCCGACUGGCGGUGCGGGCUGUGUGGCCAUGCUCAUCGGCCCCGACGCCCCCAUCGUCUUCGAGCCGGGCCUGCGCGCCUCCUACAUGAGCCACGCCUACGACUUCUACAAGGCCGACCUCACCAGCGAGUACCCGCUCGUCGACGGCCACUUCUCGCUCAGAUGCUACACCGAGGCCGUGGACGCCUGCUACAAGGCCUACAACGCCCGUGAGAAGGUCCUCCGCGAGCAGAACGGCACCAACGGCGUGCUGCACGACGAGACCAAGACUGGCCUCGACCGCUUCGACUACUUCCUCUACCACGCCCCGAACUGCAAGCUCGUGCAGAAGUCGUUCGGCCGCAUGCUCUACAACGACUACCUGGCCGACCCGUCGCACCAGGCGUUCGCCGAGGUCCCCGCCGAGCUGCGCGACCUCGACUACACCCAGUCCCUGUCGGACAAGCCCCUCGAGAAGACCUUCAUGGGCCUGACCAAGAAGCGCUACAACGAGCGUGUCCGCCCCGGUCUGGAGGUUGCCACCAUGUGCGGCAACAUGUACACCGCCACCGUCUACGCCGGUCUGGCCGCUCUGCUGUGCCUGGUCCCCUUCGACCCCAGCGAGCCCAAGCGUAUCGGUCUCUUCAGCUACGGCAGUGGUCUGGCCAGCUCCAUGUUCAGCGCCAAGAUCGUCGGCGACGUCUCCCACAUGGUCAAGAACCUCGAUAUCCCUGCCCGUCUGGCUGCUCGCACCGUCCUGGAGCCCCAGGCUUACGAUGAUAUGUGCCUUCUCCGUGAACACGCCCACCUGAAGAAGAACUACACGCCCUCGGGUAACACGGAGACGCUGGUUGCCGGCACCUACUACCUCACCGAGGUGGACGAUAUGUUCCGCCGCAAGUACGAGGUCAAGGCAUAG